Messenger RNA from Physcomitrium patens, 6812 nucleotides. RefSeq names its product endoribonuclease Dicer homolog 4. Gene Ontology annotation, cellular component: nucleus; cytoplasm. Gene Ontology annotation, molecular function: ATP binding; protein binding; DNA binding. Gene Ontology annotation, biological process: siRNA processing. The record is from RefSeq and is a predicted model, not a curated record. NCBI's taxonomy places the organism in Eukaryota, Viridiplantae, Streptophyta, Bryopsida, Funariales, Funariaceae.
UACUGCUACUACUCCGACAAGCUCCCCAAACAGCUCCCCUCCGACCUCUUCCUCGUUGGAGCCUCCUCGCAAUUUGUCCGAUUGCCGUCCCGAUUUGAUUGCAAUGCGUCCGUGGUUUGAUGAUCCUCUGCAGUUACUCCCCGUCGUGACUCAUGAGAGCUCUUUUCGCCAAUCUCUUCGCUGUCGAAUUGUUUAGGUUUCGGAUUUCAGUUCCUCGUUUGGUUCGUUGCGCAAGGUGAGAGAGCCGAUCAUGGCUUCCUCUGUUGCAGCUGCCAACUCAGUUCUGCCUCUCGAUCAGGAAGGAGAGGAUGAGUUUGACGCCCUUCCGAAUGUCCUCACGCCUCGCGGUUACCAGAUCGAGGCGCUGGAGCGAGCGAAGAAGGAGGAUAUAAUCGUGUAUCUGGAGACAGGAUGUGGGAAAACGCAUGUAGCUGUGAUGCUGCUGCAGCACAUUGCUGAUCUCAUUCGAAAGCCCAGCACACGAAUUGCCGUCUUUCUUUGUCCCUCUGUGCCUCUCGUUCAGCAGCAAGCCAGAGUGGUUAAAAGAUAUACGAACUUCAAAGUGGGGGAAUAUUAUGGAGAGGUGAAUAACAACGCGUGGAACUCUAAAGCCUGGGAGGCGGAACUUGAAAAUACGGAGAUAUUUGUAAUGACUCCGGCAAUUCUACUACAUAAUCUGCAUCAUUGUUUUAUGAGAAUGGACUGCAUAGAGCUCCUCAUUUUUGACGAGUGUCACCAUGCACAUAGUCAUCACCCCUAUGCAAACAUAAUGCAGGAAUUUUACCAUGGCAAGGAGGAUUUAUAUCGGCUCCCUCGGAUACUAGGAAUGACUGCGUCCCCUAUUAAUGGAAAAGUUAAUUGUCAAGGGGAUUCCAUCAGAACAAAAAUUGAUAAAAUCGAGCGUAUGCUACACGCAAAGUUGCACACCGUGAAAGAGAGUUCAGAGUUAGAUCUUGUAGUUCCCCGUCCUCAUCAUAAAUCGGAAUAUUAUGAAUCUGCUCAAACGCCAAAUCCUGUAACUCUGAAGUUCUGCCAGCUACUCUUUGAUCUGCAAAAGGAGUGUAUAGGGACCCUCUUGGGUACUUCGGGAUGUGAAGGGGAGCUACUUGGUGAGCUGUGCAGUGGUGUGGAAAAGAAAAGGGUAAAAAAUGUGAAGAAGCUUUGCAAUUCCCUAGGCUAUUGUGCAACUGAGCUCGGUCCUCGGUGCGCCUAUGAAGCAGUGAAAAUCCUCCUUCAUAAGUAUGACAGUGACUGCGACCCUGAGUUAGAUUCGAAUUCAGAGGGCAAGAAAGAUAUGCUUCGCAAAAUACUCAACGCUCUAAACUCGUUUUUAUCCAAAGAAGUCGAAGCAACUUCCUGUGCUGUGCCUGAUGGAGCAGCCAACAUACAGAAUCUUUCCUCUAAAGUCCAGUUGUUGAUUAACGUCCUAGAACGUUGCAGGGAUACAAACGAGAUGAGGUGCAUUAUCUUUGUAGAGAGAAAAAUCACGACUCGCGUCCUGGCCAGCCUGUUGAGCAGCAUUGAAGUUCUAUCACCUGCGUUUCGUUUCCAGUCACUUGCUGGAAAAAAUUCAGGAUCGAAUGAUAUGAACCAUAAGCAUCAGCAAAAUGUUGUGGAAUCCUUUCGAAACGGCGAGGUGAAUGUGUUGGUGUCAACAAAUGUAGCAGAAGAAGGUCUCGACAUUCAAAAUUGCCAUCUGGUUAUUCGAUUUGAUCUUCCAAAUACACCCUGCAGCCUGAUUCAAUCCAGGGGCCGAGCUCGUUGUCUGAAGUCUACUAUCAUAUAUCUUAUUGAGAGGGGUAACAAUGAGCAAAGCCAGCGACUCGAGCAGUUCUUGUUGACUGAGGAAUCUAUGAAAGAGGAAGUCCUGAGCCGGAUUAAAAAUGCUGAGGAUGUUGGAGCACCUGAAACUUCAACGAUCGAAACUUUCCGAGUUGAGAGUACCGGAGCAACGAUGAGCACACUUUGUAGUGUUUCUUUACUACACCAGUAUUGUGCACGACUUGCCCACGAUAGCUUCUACACGCCAACUCCCCAGUUUAGUUACAGUGAGGAUGGUUCGGGAGUAAAAUGUACUAUCAAGCUUCCUACAGAUGCGUUAGUUCAAAGUGUGGAAGGGCGGCCAGUUUCUUCUCAAGCUGAUGCAAAACGGGUUGCUUGCUUGAUUGCUUGCGAGCGCCUUUACGAUGCUGGGGCUCUGACUGAGUUGCUUCUCCUCAAGUCCAAGGAGAAUGCGUAUUCUCUUGACGCUAUUGCUCCAGAAUCAAAUUCAACUACAGGGAGAGAUCCACUUCCGUCACGCUCAAUAAUUGUUCCAGAUGCUUUCAGUGGUACCUGGGGAUCCGGGCUCAACAGCGUUGAGUUACAUGCUUAUGCGAUAUCCUUCGUAGCCACUCCCAAUGACAGAGCUUACGUAAAUUUUGGAUUAUUUUUGGAAGCAGACAUGGGACCUGAGGCUGGGUCUAUUGAAGUGGAAUUGCAGCUCAGUAACAGAAGACUAGUGAAUGCUAAAUGCUCACCCUGUGGAACUAUUCUUUUUGAACCUGAUCAGCUACGGAAUGCUAAAUCGUUCCAAGAGCGUAUCUUCAGUUCUGUCCUAGAUCAAAAACCGCCUGUUCCCAAUAUCGAACUUUCUGGCGAGUGGAAUUCCAAUCGCUUGUAUCUUCUACUUCCCCUGAAGGAGAAACAAGACGCACUUCCCCUGUCAAUUGACUGGGAUUGUAUUGAAGAUCUGAUUUCAGACGUGAUGAAAGGAUAUAAUACUCUUGAAGAGGUUCCUUCAGAGAUUCCUAGAAGUUCAUUGCUCAGAUUGAUCGAUGGAUAUUUUCCAGUUGAACAUGUGACAAACUCACUGAUCCAAACUGAGCACACGGGUAAACGGUGCCUUUAUUGUGCAAGGGAGUUGAUUCCUGAUAUGAAUGGUCAGAGUCCCAUGAUCAUGAAAGUUUCCAAAUACAACUCUUAUUCAGAUUAUUAUUUGAAAAAGCACAAUAGGACAUUGAAUUUUGUUGAGCAACCAAUGUUGAAGGCCAAACCACUGAUUCAGGUUAAUAAUCUCUUGACUCAGCGCACCACAAGCGAGCGCCCAGCUGCAGAAGAGCAGAAGACCGAGUCGUUAGUGGAACUGCCACUUGAGCUUUGCAAAAUAAUGGUUAAGGGCCUCUCCUGUGCAUUGACUAACGGAAUCUCGCUGUUACCCUCUUUUAUGCAUCGUCUUGAAGGACUUCUUCUUGCUGUACAGUUUCGGAAAAGCCUUCCAUCCCCCCACUCGUCUCCAGUGCCCGCAAAUCUGAUGCUGGAAGCAAUUACAACAAGCAAGUGUCAAGAGAGCUUCAGUUUAGAAGGUUUAGAGUUACUAGGGGAUGCCUUCCUCGAGGUUUCUGUCAGUGAGCGUCUUUUUCUUCUCCACAACAGAUUGGACGAAGGCGAACUGUCGAAGCGACGCACGAAUCUUAUAUGCAAUAAGAUGCUAGAGAGACUUGGCAGAGAGCGAGGUAUCAUGAACUACAUACGAGAUACUCAAUUCUCGCCAAAAGAGUGGGCAACACCUGGGCGCGUUCGUGAGACACAGUGUAAAUUACCACCCUUGCAAGGAAAGACCAUAGCUGAUGUGUUUGAAGCCCUUAUUGGUGCUCAUUAUAUUCAUGGCGGUGUGGAAGCCGCACAGGCCAUGAUGGGAUGGCUUGGUUGUGAAGUUGGUGUUUCUUCUAGUAUCAGGGAAGAAGCCCGAACUCGCGUACACGGGCAAUUGGAGCUUCUGUCAGAAGCUAAGGUUUCCGAAUUAGAGAUACUGUUAAAUUAUAAGUUUCAAAACAAGGGUCUGCUAGUGGAAGCACUGACGCAUGCCUCAUGUCGUCGUCACAGUGGUGAUUGUUAUCAGAGGCUGGAGUUUUUAGGAGACGCUGUGCUUGAUUUCCUGAUUACCAAGCACUUCUAUGCGAACUCGGCAAAUUUGAAACGGGACCCUGGAUUGCUCACAGACUUGCGGUCGGCCGCUGUGAACAACGAGUGCUUUGCACGAGUGGCUGUACGGCAUAACCUUCAUCUAUACCUGCUUCACAAUUCAAGUGAUCUUGCUGCCAGGGUGGAUAAGUACGUGCAUGGUUCUACGACUGAUGCUCAGUGUCAUGGCUGGAACGGUGAUAGUGGUCCCAAAGUGUUGAGCGAUUUAGUGGAGUCGUUAGCAGGAGCAGUGUUUUUGGACUCUGGCUAUAAAUUGGACACUGUAUGGAACGUUUUCAAGCAACUCCUAAAGCCUUUGGUUACACCAGCAACGCUGCGGCUUGAACCCAUUCGUGAGCUGUGGGAGUUGUGUCAAACUGAAAAGUUUGGUGAACCGAAUUACAAGAAGAAACGGGAAGCCAUGGGAGACUUCGACAUGACUGUUACAGUUGAAUUGAAAGAUGAGACGAUUACGGGAGUUGGUCGUAAGCCAGAUGAGAAGAGUGCGAGGAAAGUUGCUGCGAUCCAGGCUCUUGAAACUCUUAAGACGCUUGGCUAUGAACAUGGUUCAAGGCGACUAGAGCGGGCAGCUUUAUAUGCCAGAAAGUUCUCGGAUCUGGUCGAUGUUCCCGAAGAAAGGUGUCAUUCUCUAGUCUUCGUUGACGAAGGUACGUCAAUUUUGAAGAAUACCGUUGAGAUUGCUGGAGGCAAGUGUGCAACAAAAGUUGUCGACUUUGCUCCGGCCGUUCCCGAUCCGAACUCUAAACAAGAUGGGAACCCUCAAACAACCAAGGGGGAACAUUUACCUAUUGUUGAUAAGCAACUCCAAUUUACUCCUCCAACUGAAUCGGCAGAAAAAUCAUUCGAAGCAGAAUUUGUCUCAAGCUCUUCACAGCCUGAAGUUUCUUCCACUUCAGGGCAGAAGGAUCCACCUGUGACUGAGAACAGCGACUUCCAGAAACUUUGUGAAGAAGUCAAGAAAUCUGUUACCAUGAGAAAUAAUUACUUUUCUUCUGGUCCUUCGACCCCGAAUUCGGUAACAGCGUCAACUGCUGUAACUCCUGUGCAAUUCUCACACAGCACAUCCUCGACGGUCGUACCAACUCUGGGCUCGAGGUCCUAUGGUGUGCCUAAUCAGCCGCGGGUUUUAGGUCAUGCUACCUUUGCUGGAAUUACUUUCGUACCGACUGAUCCGUACUCUGGAUUCCCGUCGUCACAUGCUGGGGUGGAUGAUGGUUAUAGCAAACAGACAUCUUCAGCACCUCACCUUAGACCAGCACCAGAUGUUGGGUUGCGAUUGGUCAAAGGUGAAGCGCGGUCCUUGCUCAAUGCUAUGUGCAUGAAGCACCGGUGGGGGGAUCCAGUCUACACGUUGGUCUCGAAAGGAGGAGUUAGUCAUGCUCCUUUGUUUUUGUAUAUGGUCCAAACAACAAUCAUCUUGCGUGGACGAGCCUUUGAGAUCGACGCGGAGGGAGAAGUGGAAAGGGAUAUUAAAGGGGCCAAAGAUUCUGCUGCUGCACGGCUGCUGGAGUGGCUUGGAGAAGAAGGGUUUUUCAUCAGUUAAGUUUUCAGGCAAAGUGGACGUUGCAUAAUUGCAUGAAGUUACCCCUAUAAAGCCAUUCAAGAUGGUCAGGCACCCCUUUGAUAGAGAACACUCGGACUGUGCGGCGUUUAUCUUCAUGAUGAAACAGGAAAAUGUCAGGAAAAAGCUAUGCGUUUUCUCGUUUUGGCUCUUUGAGUCAUAUUAGCGACGUAUUUCCACAGACCAUUUUUGCAGCUGUGCGUGCUCCCUUAAAUCAUUUGCUCAUGCAACACUUUCAUCCAGAGAACCGAAUUCAAUUUGAUAUUUUUGUUGACAUAGUUUCCGAUUUGGCGGCACGGAGCAGAUAAAUGCCGGAGGGUGCUAAAAAGAAAUAGAACAGCUUGGAGAGAAGUAUGCGGACAAAGAAAGGUGCGCGUAGUCCCGUUACGUGUCAUAUUUUGUUUUGGGGAAGGGCGCAAAGCAUCCUUGUUCGCCCCUCCUCAGGCUGUCUCGCAGGUCAAGUGAGGUCAAAAUAGAAGCUUUUGCUUUGGUCUCAUUAAUUGGUAAACUGGACUCAGUUUAACAGAUUGGGCCUUUUGAUCUUCAGCUGAUCGAUCCACCUUGAGUCUCAGGACUCUCUUGUGUAAAUGAAGUGGUAUAAGAUACAUUAAACUCCAUCCAACCUAGUAAUAUCUUCCGAGUUUUCUUCAUUAAUUGAGCUUUACAGCCAGAUCACGGAAGUGGAGCUUACGUGGAGUAUAAGAGCGCCUAAUCAUAAUCCCUUUUAUCAUUGAACGAAGACCAUAUGCAGUUUCAACGUCCUUCCUCUAGCAUAAUUUAGGUUAUGCAAUGUUGGUGGGCGGCUUUUGAAGGGAAUGCUUCCAAAUAAAAUUUCUACGCAAACUGUUUUUUAAUGGUGACCCAGUGUAGAUUAGUCCCAAAGGAGACGGUGAAAAUUUAGCUUUCAACUUUGAAAAAGCCAGCUGCAAGUGUUGAGGUAAUGAUGAGUUAUGAUCAACGGAAUCUAGCUGGUAGUGUUUACCUGCAGUUCAUUAGUGUGGUCAAGUUUCAGUUAUGUUCUUUUGAAUGUGGGAGCUGACUCUUAUUUGCUUCAACUCCAAUGAGUUAUGCACUUAUGCUUGGGAUCACCAAUCGAUUUCUUGGAGACACGACACCACCGACCUGGUAGAGCAACAAAGACUUCUAGUGAGAAAAGUCUUUAUUUUGAGUGGACUUCUUCACCCUAGACCCUGUGUGAGAAGUCCUGUUAGAACUAGAAGUAGGGUUGCUGGGUUCACGGUUAGUGCAUGCACAAGUUGUGGAGGAUAAUAAAGUGAUUGCAGCGUAA